ACUGUGCGGACCAGACUCGGCUACCGCAAUGGCCACGCAGCUCAACCGAGCAGAGCCAGCGAAGACCGGCAGGAUCUUUGGCAGGGAGUCGGCAGCUCCAUGGAGAACGAAUUCACAUAUGAAGAUUAUCAGAAGACCACAGAAUGGCUUCUCUCUCGUACCAAGCACCGACCUCAAGUGGCAGUGAUCUGUGGUUCUGGCUUAGGGGGCCUGACCAAUAAAUUAACUGAGGCCCAGUUCUUUGACUAUAGUGAGAUACCCAACUUUCCCCAAAGCACAGUGCCAGGUCAUGCUGGUCGACUGGUGUUUGGGUUCCUGAAUGACAAGGCCUGUGUAAUGAUGCAAGGCAGAUUCCACACAUAUGAAGGCUACCCCCUCUGGAAGGUGACAUUCCCUGUGAGGGUUUUCCGGCUUCUGGGUGUGGACACCUUGGUGGUCACCAAUGCAGCUGGAGGGCUCAACCCUAAUUUCCAGGUUGGAGAUAUCAUGCUGAUUCGUGAUCACAUCAACCUACCUGGUUUGGGUGGUCAGAACCCUCUCAAAGGGCCUAAUGAUGAAAGGUUUGGAGUUCGUUUCCCUGCCAUGUCUGAUGCUUAUGACCGGAACAUGAGGGAGAAGGCUCUCAGUACCUGGAAACUAAUGGGAGAGAAUCGAGAGCUACAGGAAGGCACCUAUGUGAUGGUGGCAGGCCCCAGCUUUGAGACUGUGGCAGAGAGUCACCUGCUGCAGCAGCUGGGGGCAGAUGCUGUUGGCAUGAGCACAGUACCAGAAGUUAUAGUUGCAUGGCACUGUGGACUUCGAGUCUUUGGCUUCUCCCUUAUCACUAACAAGGUCAUCAUGGAUUAUGAAAGCCUGGAAAAGACAACUCAUGAGGAAGUAUUAGAGACUGGAAAACAAGCUGCACAGAAACUGGAAAAGUUUGUCUCCAUUCUUAUGGCCAGCAUUCCCCCCCCCCCCCCCCGACAAUGCCAUUUGACCAGCCCUGGAGUGGUCCAACCGCUAAUGGGAUCCAAGUAGUUACUACCUUCUUUGGCCCUUUUCUGGGUCAUGUGCCUCUACCCUUCCAUAAUAGCAGAAAGGAAAGGAGUGGAAGAUCCCCGUCCUUCACCUUCUCCACUUUCCCACCAGAUACUUCUGGUACUAGAACCUCUUGCUCAAUUGUCUUCUCAGAGCAGUUUGUUUUCACCUCCAUUCUUUGUAAGAGACAGAGCCCAUGCUCUGUCACACCUGGGGAUAUACCCAUGGUUUGACAUAGGCCUUUGACUGUCACACAGUAGCUCCUACUACUGCCUCACCUAAAGCACUAGAGACCAAAAAAGACCAGCCCAGAACCUCCUGGAAUUUAAUUAAUAUCAUAAUGUUUUUACAAUAAAGAGAGAUGAAAUAAAAA
Marmota monax (woodchuck) is the source of this 1390-nucleotide messenger RNA. Its product is annotated as purine nucleoside phosphorylase-like. Gene Ontology annotation, cellular component: cytoplasm. The record is from RefSeq and is a predicted model, not a curated record. The coding region runs from base 100 to 1017 and encodes 305 amino acids. The transcript has a single exon. Gene Ontology annotation, biological process: nucleoside metabolic process. Gene Ontology annotation, molecular function: purine-nucleoside phosphorylase activity. NCBI's taxonomy places the organism in Eukaryota, Metazoa, Chordata, Mammalia, Rodentia, Sciuridae.